GGCCAGUCAGUUUGCCAAUCACUUGCUGCAUUGCGCUUUGCUCGGACGUAGUAUCGCCCAGCAUUAAAUCUAAAUAAGUUCUUUUUUGGUUGGAUUUCUAACCGUCUAGUACAAAGUCUACGUGACAAUAAUACGAGAAUGUGUGUUUAAUACUCAGUGAAUUGAAGUUUUCAUUCAUCGUUCAUCGCUGCUUCUGUGCAAAAGUCGUGACCCCAAAAAAAGCUGCUGCUGCUUGUCCUCGCCAAACACACUUUCACUUAAGUACCUUACGCCCACUAGGAAUAAUUGUGCAAUAAUUAAAGAGACUUAAGAUGUCUACGCAGGAAAAGGAAAAGGUCAUUCGUGUUGGUUCACGCAAAAGCGAGCUGGCGCUCAUUCAGACCAAGCAUGUCAUCGGGCGACUGCAGAAACUUUAUCCCAAGCAGAAGUUCGAGAUACAUACCAUGUCCACCUUUGGGGACCGUGUGCUGAACGUUUCACUGCCGAAGAUUGGCGAGAAGAGUCUCUUCACUCGCGAUCUGGAGGAUGCGCUGCGCAAUGGCGGCGUUGACUUUGUUGUGCACUCGCUCAAGGAUCUGCCCACAGCGCUGCCAACGGGAAUGGCUGUGGGCGCGGUGCUGGAGCGUGAGGAUGCCCGCGAUGCGCUGGUGCUGCGCGAGAAUCUGAAGGGGCACACGAUUGCCACGCUGCCCAAGGGCAGUGUCAUUGGCACCUCCUCGCUGCGGCGCACAGCGCAGAUUCGUCGCCAGUACCCGCAUCUGAUUGUGUGCGACAUUCGUGGCAAUUUGAAUACACGUCUGGCCAAGCUGGAUGCCAAGGAGUCCAAGUUUGCGGGCAUCAUACUGGCGCAAGCGGGCCUCGUGCGCAUGGGCUGGAUGAGCCGCAUUAGCCAGGUGCUGGAGCCCACGGAUCUGCUCUAUGCCGUCGGUCAGGGCGCUCUGGCCGUCGAGUGUCGCGCCAACGAUGCUCAUGUGCUGACCAUGCUGCAGAAGCUCAUGUGCCUGAACACCACGUGCCGCAUAUUGGCCGAGCGCAGUUUCCUUAAGACGCUGGGCGGCGGCUGCUCUGCCCCGGUUGCUGUCUGGAGCAAUCUGAAAGGCGAGCCAAGCAGCAUCAAUGCCAACAACAGGCAGCAGCAGCAGCAGCUGGAAGAAGUGGGCUUGUCGCUAACUGGCGCUGUCUGGAGUCUGGAUGGUGCGAUUGAAAUACGCGAGCAUCUGGACUGUGCCUUGAAUGAAUCUGAGACGGAGGUGCUGCGGCGCAAGCGUGCCGCAAAUGAGCAACAACAGCAGCAGCAGCAGGAGCAGGAAAUGACCAAUGGCAACAACAGCAACAGCUGUGACUCGCCGCCUGCCACGAAGCGGGCUAGGAAUGGCAACAGCCUGCCUGCGAAUGGCACUGGCUCCGGGUCUGGCUCGGGCUCCGAUUCCAGCUCUAAUAGUCCGCGCCAACAGGGUAGUCCGCCGGUCAUUUGCGAGGACGUCUCGGUCACAGGCUACAUCAUGGAGGACCUGAUCGAGCGCCACAUCGAUUUGGCGCGCAAGUGUCCCGUCGUUGGCCACGACAAUAACAAUGCACUAGGCGCUGGCGGUGACGCUGGCGGCGGUGGCGGCGAUGCAGACACCAGCAAUGCCAACACAAUUGCUCACUGCCCGUUGCCGUUGAAGGUCGGCCAGGACGUUAUGGGCGAGUGUCCGUUUGUCGACAAUGAGACGAAGAUUUCGUACGCCAUUGCGGGCAAGUGUCCGGUCACUCACAUGGCCCCGCUUCCCACGCCAAUGCGCAGCAAUGGCGAUGAGCCGGACAAUGCGACCACGACAGCAGCCUCUUCCAAGUGCCCGUUUGCAGCCAUGCACCAAGGCAGCGGCCUCGAGGUCAGCCAAGAGAUCACGGGUCACGCGAAAUGUCCCUUCCUGCAGAAGACAGUGCAAAUGUUCGAUUAUGCCGAUGAGGAACAACCGCAGCCGCAGCAGCUCAAGCUGCCUGUGCUCAUCGAGGAUGUGGACAAUCUAUUCUGCGGUCUCUAUCAGCACGCCUGCCACAGCAGGGACAUAUACGUGAAGGCCAAUCGCUUGGGCCAGACGCUGGCCGAGCAGCUGAUCAAGAAGGGUGCGCUCGACGUGAUGAAGGUGGCCCAAGCGGAGAUUCACAGCAAAGUGGGCACCUGAGGCAGCACGGGCACACACACGGCUUUCAAUCUUUAUCAUCACCAUAAUCCAUUCAAGAGUACGCAUUAAGUAGAAAAGUUGAACUAGAAAA
Drosophila virilis is the source of this 2259-nucleotide messenger RNA. It is a transcript of the gene Hmbs, whose product is annotated as porphobilinogen deaminase-like protein l(3)02640. Gene Ontology annotation, cellular component: cytoplasm. Gene Ontology annotation, biological process: heme biosynthetic process. Gene Ontology annotation, molecular function: hydroxymethylbilane synthase activity. Lineage: Eukaryota; Metazoa; Arthropoda; Insecta; Diptera; Drosophilidae. The record is from RefSeq and is a predicted model, not a curated record.